AUGGGAGGGAAAGUAAAGAAAACAGAAAAGGAGAGGGACAGAGGCACAGAGGACUUCUCACACGGAGAACAACCAGGCAUGGGACUCCCCGACAUCCUUCACCUGCUCUUGCCCGUGAUGUUCCUGACAGGUCUAUGCUCCCCCUUUAACCUGGAUGUACACCGCCCACGCCUGUUCUCAGGGCCACCCGAGGCUGAAUUUGGAUACAGUGUCUUGCAACAUGUUGGGGGUGGACGUCGAUGGAUGCUGGUGGGUGCCCCCUGGGAUGGGCCUUCAGGCGACAGAAGGGGGGACGUUUAUCGCUGCCCCAUAGGGGGCUCCCACAGUGCCCCAUGUGCCAAGGGCCACUUGGGUGACUAUCCACUGGGAAAUUCAUCUCAUUCUGCUAUGAAUAUGCACCUCGGAAUGUCUCUACUAGAGACAGACAACGAUGGGGGAUUCAUGGCUUGUGCCCCUCUCUGGUCUCGUGCUUGUGGCUCCUCUGUCUUCAGCUCUGGGAUAUGUGCCCAUGUGGAUGCUUCGUUCCGGCCCCAGGGAAGCCUGGCACCCACUGCACAACGCUGUCCCACCUACAUGGAUGUUGUCAUCGUCUUGGAUGGCUCCAACAGUAUCUACCCCUGGUCUGAAGUUCAGACUUUCCUACGAAGACUGGUAGGGAGACUGUUUAUUGACCCGGAGCAGAUACAGGUGGGACUGGUACAGUAUGGGGAGAGCCCUGUGCACGAGUGGUCCCUGGGAGAUUUCCGAACCAAGGAGGAAGUGGUGAGGGCAGCCAGGAACCUGAGUCGGCGAGAGGGACGAGAAACAAAGACGGCCCAAGCAAUCCUGGUGGCCUGCACAGAAGGAUUCAGUCCAUCCCGCGGGGGCCGGCCAGAGGCGGCUAGGCUGCUGGUUGUUGUCACUGACGGAGAGUCACAUGAUGGAGAGGAACUUCCUGCAGCCCUAAAGGCUUGUGAGGCUGGGAGAGUGACCCGCUAUGGGAUUGCGGUCCUUGGCCACUACCUCCGGAGACAGCGAGACCCCAGCUCUUUCCUGCGGGAAAUCAGAACUAUUGCCAGUGAUCCAGAUGAGAGAUUCUUCUUCAACGUCACAGAUGAAGCUGUACUGACAGACAUUGUGGACGCGCUGGGAGACCGGAUUUUUGGGCUUGAGGGGUCCCGUGGAGAAAACGAAAGCUCUUUUGGGCUGGAAAUGUCUCAGAUUGGUUUCUCUACUCAUCGGUUGAAGGAUGGGAUUCUCUUUGGAAUGGUGGGGGCCUAUGACUGGGGGGGCUCUGUGUUAUGGCUUGAGGAAGGUCACCGCCUUUUCCCCCCACGGACGGCCCUGGAAGAUGAGUUCCCCCCUGCUUUGCAGAACCAUGCAGCCUACUUAGGUUACUCUGUUUCCUCCAUGCUUUUGCGGGGUGGACGCCGCCUCUUUCUCUCAGGGGCUCCUCGGUUUAGACAUAGAGGAAAGGUCAUCGCCUUCCAGCUUAAGAGAGAUGGGGCUGUGAGGGUUGCCCAGAGCCUCCAGGGGGAGCAGAUUGGCUCCUACUUUGGCAGUGAGCUCUGUCCAUUGGAUACGGACGGGGAUGGAACAACCAAUGUCUUACUUGUGGCUGCCCCCAUGUUCCUGGGACCCCAGAACAAGGAGACGGGCCGUGUUUAUGUGUAUCUGGUGGAUCAGCAGUCCUUGCUGACACUCCAGGGAACACUUCAGCCAGAACCCCCCCAGGAUGCUCGGUUUGGCUUUGCCAUGGGUGCCCUUCCUGAUCUGAACCAAGAUGGUUUUGCUGAUGUGGCUGUGGGGGCGCCCCUGGAGGACGGGCACCAUGGAGCACUGUACCUGUAUCACGGCGCCCAGAGUGGGAUCAGGCCCCGUCCCGCCCAGAGGAUUGCUGCUAUCUCCAUGCCACAGGCCCUCAGCUACUUCGGCCGGAGUGUGGAUGGCCGGCUGGAUCUGGAUGGAGAUGACCUGGUAGAUGUGGCUGUGGGUGCCCAAGGGGCAGCCGUUUUGCUUAGCUCCCGGCCCAUUGUCCACCUGGCCCCCUCCCUGGAGGUGACCCCUCCGGCCAUCAGUGUGGUUCAGAGGGACUGCAGCCGGCGAGGCCAGGAGGCAGCCUGCCUGUCUGCAGCCCUUUGCUUCCGAGUGACCUCUCGCACCCCUGGCCACUGGGAUCGCCGAUUCUAUUUGCGGUUCACAGCGUCACUGGACGAGUGGACCACAGGGGCUCGUGCUGUGUUUGACGGCUCAGGCCAGAGGCUGUCCCCUCGGAGGCUCCGGCUCAGUGUUGGGAACGUCACUUGUGAGCAGCUGCGCUUCCACGUGCUGGAUACCUCAGAUUACCUCCGGCCAGUGGCCUUGACUGUGACCUUUGCAUUGGACAACACCACGAAGCCAGGACCUGUGCUGGAUGAGGGCUCACCUACCUCUAUACGAAAGCUGGUUCCCUUCUCUAAGGACUGUGGCCCUGACAAUGAAUGUGUCACAGAUCUGGUGCUUCGUGCUGAUAUGGACAUCAGAGGCUCCAGGAAGGACCCUUUCGUGGUUCGAGGCGGUCGGCAGAAAGUGCUAGUAUCAGCAACUCUGGAGAACAGGAAGGAAAAUGCCUACAACACUAGCCUGAACCUGAGCUUCUCUAGAAACCUCCACCUGGCCAGUUUCACACCUCAGAGGGACAGCCCCGUGAAGGUGGAAUGCACAGCCCCUUCCCCUCAUGCCCGGCUCUGCAGUGUGGGGCACCCUGUCUUUCAGGCUGGAGCCAAGGUGACCUUUCUGCUGGAGUUCGAGUUUAGUUGCUCUUUCCUCCUGAGCCAGGUCCUCGUGAGGCUGACUGCCACCAGCAAUAGCCUGGAGAGAAACGGGACCCUUCAAGAUAACACAGCCCAGACCUCAGCCUACAUUCAUUACGAGCCCCGCCUCCUAUUCUCCAGUGAGUCCACUCUGCACCGCUAUGAGGUUCACCCAUAUGGGCCCCUCCCAGUGGGUCCCGAAUUCAAAACCACUCUUAGGGUUCAGAACCUUGGCUGCUAUGUGGUCAGUGGCCUCAUCAUCUCAGCCCUCCUUCCAGCUGUGGCCCAUGGGGGCAAUUACUUCCUGUCAUUGUCUCAGUUCAUCACCAACAAUGCAAGUUGCACAGUACAGAACCUGACCGAGCCCCCAGGACCCCUUGUGCACCCCGAGGAGUUUCAUCACACAAACAGACUGAAUGGGAGCAACACUCGGUGUCAAGUCGUGAGGUGCCAUCUUGGGCGGCUGGCAAAGGGGACUGAGGUCUCUGUUGGACUACUGAGGCUGGUUCACAAUGAGUUUUUCCGGAGGGCCAAAUUCAAGUCCCUGACGGUGGUCAGCACCUUUGAGCUGGGAGCUAAGGAGGGCAGUGUCCUACAGCUGCCUGAAGCCUCUCGUUGGAGUGAGAGCCUGCUGGAGGUGAUUCAGACCCGCCCUGUCCUCAUCUCCCUGUGGCUUCUCAUCGGCAGUGUCCUGGGAGGGCUGCUCUUGCUUGCUCUCCUUGUCUUCUGCCUUUGGAAGCUUGGCUUCUUUGCCCGUAAGAAAAUCCCUGAGGAAGAAAAAAGAGAAGAGAAAUUGGAGCAAUGAAUGUAGAAUAAAGCCCUAGAAAGUCCUCCUUGGCGGCUUCUCCAAAAGACUUGCAUAAGAGCUGAGGUUUGGGGGCUCGGACAAGAAGCUUCUAGACUGUCUCCCCAGACCUGCAGCCUGACUUGACUUUUGAGUCAUGAGGAUGCUGCUGGCAAGAGAUGAGGCCUUACCUCAGACCAGAGGGGCUGACACCAAAACCAGGAACACUCUCACCCUGUGCUUCCUCACCAUCCCGGUUCCACGGCCAACACCGGGGCCUUGGUUUGGGGCCCCAUUUCCCUUAUCCCAGGAAUCAAGAAUUUUUCGCCUAUGGACCCUGACUCCUUUCAGAUUCCCCCUAUAUCCUCCCUCAAAAUUGGAGAAGAUGGGGGCCAUUUUCCUCCAUUCCCCUGCCUCUCACCUUCCUGCCUGCUCCCCACUCCACAGGAGGGAGCCAAUGUUGGCUUCAAAAAGUAAAGUCAACAUCUGCUGCUUUCCUGUGGAGUCGGGUGAUUCAGAGCGCCGGAUGGGGAGAGUCAACAGGAAAAAAGGAGGGAGGAGGAAAAGCCACAAGAGACAUUCUGUACAAUUCCAAGGAACAGAGAAGCCUUUAGACGGGCAACUGCCAUCCCCCUGAAACCUGAGACUUUGUGGUGCGCUGGCCCGCCCUCAGGUGCCUGGGAAACUGAGCUGCCCCAGUCCUGCUGGGCCAGGGUUUCCCAACUCGCAGCCUUCCCUGGGAGCAAAGCCAGGGCCGGGUGCCCCCAGGUGGCUAGUCCUGGAAUAGCAGAAAAUGGUCCUGUUGUCGCGGUCAUGGCCAGUGGAGACAGCUGGGUCCCUAGGCAGUGUUUUCUCCUCUCUCGGACCUCACACACUCUUGAGCCCUCGUUGGGGCCUCCUUAUGGAAACCAGAGAGAAGGGAGAGGAUUUCUUCUUGAUGGUGGGAAUCCCUUUCACCAGCUUUGGGAUGCAGCCACUCCGUGGGGUCCAAACGAGUCAGGCCUGCAUUAACCAAGAAGCCCAAGUGGGUGGCAGGAGGUCUCUGGGGAGCAAGCCCUUCCUUGCUCAGCACUGGUUAUGUAGCACCAAUAGCCACAUGUUUCUGGGGCAACUGCAGUCAUUCCUGUAGGGCUUCUCUGGUGGAAUCAGUUUGCCAGCCCUUGCCUGAUAUCUACCGGAAAUUCCCAAUUUCCGUCUCUGGGCCACCCCACCAUUUUUUGUGGUCAUGGCCAGUAGAGAUAAUUAGAUUCUCACCAACUACUGGGUGACUUAUAUUUCUUUGUAAUCAAAGAAAUUGUUACUGGUCUCCAAGGUGCGGCUCUGACAGCCAUUUGAAGAAUCAGCACCCAUUGAGAGCUGAGAAGAGAGGAGACCUGAUUGGGCCGUUGACAAGCAGCCACAGAACUUGUCCUCCAGGGCUGUUCUCGAGGCCUGGCCUCAAUGUUUAUUUUGGCAUGUUUCCGGCCUUUUGCACAGGGCUUUGUCUCUGUUUCCCAGCAGGGUGAACAGUAUAUCAGAUGGUCAGAACAAAUAAAGUUCAGUGUCAAAUGACUUCUGGUUCUCUUUGAGUUCCCUAGGAUAUGGACUGCUCAGGAAUGGUGAGAGGUAGAUUCUUGGACCACCCGAGACCUUAUACAGUUGAGUUCCUGGAAGGCAAAGUUAUGACAUACUUGAAAUAUUUUCUGUGACUCUCCCACUGGAGAUGCAUUCUAGCCUCCUGCAGUCCUUACCUUACAUAUGUGAUUAUAGAGUAUAAAAUGUGUAGGUUGGUAGGCACACAGGCCUAGAUUGAAACCCUGGGUCUGCCAUUAUUAGCUGUGUGGCCUCAAGCCAGUCGUAACUACUCUGAGGCUCAGAUAACAGUAAGAUAACAGUACAGUGGUCGAGAAUGAAGACAGACUUGGCUUUAAAUCUCAGCUAUACCACUUAAAAGCUGUUUGACCUUGGACAGAUUUAACUUUGCUAAGUCUUGGCUUUCUUGUCUUUAGACUUACUAGGGUUGUGAGGACCAAAUGAGAUAAUCCAAGUAAAG
Prionailurus viverrinus (fishing cat) is the source of this 5587-nucleotide messenger RNA. RefSeq names its product integrin subunit alpha 10 (gene ITGA10). Gene Ontology annotation, cellular component: integrin complex; external side of plasma membrane. Lineage: Eukaryota; Metazoa; Chordata; Mammalia; Carnivora; Felidae. Bases 1 to 3576 code for a protein of 1191 amino acids. The transcript is spliced from 30 exons. Gene Ontology annotation, biological process: cell-matrix adhesion; integrin-mediated signaling pathway; cell adhesion mediated by integrin. Gene Ontology annotation, molecular function: integrin binding. The record is from RefSeq and is a predicted model, not a curated record.